UCUGGAGCAGGAAUGUUGCCCACAGCCGGGUUCUGGCUUCUGCCGCUGAUUCUCUGUGGGAUUCCCUUCCUGGAUGCCGCCGAUCUCUGCCAGCCGGUGGGAUGGCGCAGCUUUAAGUGCAACGAGCUCUCUUCACUGCAGGAUCUAGUGGGCUUGGGGGCUGAGAACUGGCACCAACUCAGCAUUCGGAAUGAACAAACAGAACUGGAGGUGGGUUCAGGCGACACAGCUAAUCACCUGGGCAACCUGGUGGAACUGGACUUAAGUGCUGCUAUUCCCAUCAAUAUUCAUAGCGGUGGCUUCUCCAUUUUGCCCAAUUUGCGGUAUCUAAACCUCAGCAGUUGCGGUCUCACCAACAUUCAGGGUAACCACUUUGCUGCUGAGUCAUCCCUCCAGCGGCUUGAUUUUAGUCACAAUCAAAUGGAGAUUCUCGAUCGGGACUUUUUUGGUAAUCUGCGGAAGUUAAUUUAUGCAAAUUUCUCGCACAAUUCUCUGACAAAAUGCGAUCUGCCUCACAUGCCACUGCUCAAUCGCCUGGAACUGGGCCACAACCGAUUGAUCAAUGCCACCUUCGGUGUGUGUCCGCAGCUGCAGGAACUGAUCCUGAAUGAUAACCAGCUGGAGCAGUUGGACGUCAAUGCUUUUCGCGGUCUCCAUGGUCUGCUGCAGCUGGAGCUUAGUGGCAACAAGUUGACCUCCAUCGGUCAGGAAACCUUUCAGCCACUGAAUCAGCUGCGUAUACUUAAUCUCUCAAGGAACUCAAUCGGUGCACUGCGUCCCAAUGUGUUUGGUGCUGUUCAGAACUUUGUGCUCCAUUUGCAGGAGCUUGAUCUGUCCAGUAAUCGCAUGCGCCUGCUGUUCGACAACCAGUUCCGGGUUCUGGCCAGGCUACAAGUGCUGGAUGUGUCCAGGAACAGCAUAGCCAGCCUAAGUCCGGGUCACUUUGUGGGUCUCGGAUCGCUUCGUAAGCUGUAUUUGCAAAACAACGACAUUCUGGAGAUCAAGCCAGACACAUUUUCGGCUUUGGUUAAUCUGGAUACGCUGGAUUUAUCAUUCAAUAGCCUGGAGUUCCUCGAGGAGCAGAUCUUUGGAAGCAACACCUUGUCGCGCAUGCGCAAGCUUAACCUCAAUGCUAAUCACCUGAAGAGGCUGCAUCCGCUGGCUUUCUCAUCGCUGCCAUUCCUGGAAUACCUCUCGCUGGGACACAACGAACUGAAGUCCUUGGAUGUGCGCAUGUUUGCUCCGAUGCGUCAUCUUCAGAAACUCCACCUGGGACACAAUCUGCUGGAAGAGAUCGGUCUCGAUGUGCUCGAAAGCCUGAGCAGCGUGACCGAGGUCCUGGUGGAUAACAACCGCCUGACCUUUCUGGCCAAGGUGAACGUGAGCUUCCCGAACCUGAAGCGCGUGGCAAUCGAAGGCAAUCCAUGGCAGUGCCCGUGCUUCGUGAAGCUCCAACUUUGGCUGGCCACCCGGAAUGUUGUCUAUUUGCGUGAGAAUACGGGCUACUAUAAGGGAGAGCGACCCCUCUGCAUCGUGACCACAGUGGAUUACUGCAUCCAGAAUCUGCAGACAGUGCGGAGACUUAAUAUUCUAGGGGAUUUCCAGGGCGAGCAGGUGCAGGCAGAUGUCUUCGAGGAAGACGCGAGUGCAGCCCAAGACUGAUACUUAAAGGUGUUGCCAUUAUAAUUUAUCAAUAAAUUGUUUUAAAAGUUUCAUUAAAUCAUU
Drosophila serrata is the source of this 1725-nucleotide messenger RNA. RefSeq lists its product as uncharacterized. NCBI's taxonomy places the organism in Eukaryota, Metazoa, Arthropoda, Insecta, Diptera, Drosophilidae. Gene Ontology annotation, molecular function: protein binding. The record is from RefSeq and is a predicted model, not a curated record.